Molecule: messenger RNA, 2895 nt
Organism: Taeniopygia guttata (zebra finch)
Lineage: Eukaryota; Metazoa; Chordata; Aves; Passeriformes; Estrildidae
Source: RefSeq, a predicted model, not a curated record
UCCCCGGAUUACCCCCUGUCCCGCCGCUCCCCGCCGUGGCGCCGGUUCCGUGCGGGCUUCUCGGAGCUGCUGGCGGCGCUGGUGCGGCGGGCGCGGCACCGGGAGCUGCGGGACGGGUUCCUGCUGGACUCGUGGCUGGCGUUCCUCACCGGCCUGGCCGACUCCCAGCUGCGCCCGCUGCGCCACACCGGCACCCUGGCAGCGCUGAAGCUGAUGAGCGCGCUGGUGGAGGUGGCGCUGGGCGUGGGGCAGCAGCAGGAGCUCUGCCAGCGGCAGCUGCAGGCGGAGGAGGCCAAGGAGCCGGAGCGGAGGGGCACGGAGCGGCUGGAGGCGCUGCAGGAGCGGCACCGCGAGCUGCAGGAGCAGCAGGAGGAGCUGGAGCUGCUGAUGAACGGGAUCUUCAAGGGCGUCUUCGUGCAUCGCUACCGGGACGUGGUGCCCGAGAUCCGCGGGAUCUGCAUGGAGGAGCUCGGGCUGUGGGUGAGGAAAUUCCCGGGAUCCUUCCUGACCGACAGCCACCUCAAGUACCUGGGCUGGACCCUGCACGACAAGCACGGGGAGGUGCGGCUGCGCUGCGUCCGGGCCCUGCGGGGAAUUUACGGAAUUCCGGAGAUGGCGCCGAACCUGGAGCUGUUCACUGAGAGGUUCAAGCCCCGGCUGGUGGCCAUGGCCCAGGACAAGGAGCCCGAGGUGGCGCUGGAGGCGCUGAAGCUGCUGACGGAGCUGGACAGGAGCAUGGAGGAGGCGCUGUCCCCCGAGGAUUGCCGGAGCGUUUUCCCCGUGGUUUUCGUCUCCAGCCGCGCCCUCGCCUCGGCUGCCGGGACAUUCCUCUUCCAGAGGCUGUUGGAUCCCGGCCGCUUCGGGGACGGCGCCGGCGACAACCGAAACUUCCUGCGGCGCCUGGCCGGAUUCUUCCUGCACAGCCGGCUGCACGAGCACGCGGCGUACCUGGUGGAUUCCCUGUGGGACUGCGCCGGGAGCCGCCUGCGGGACUGGGAGGCAACGACGGCGCUGCUGCUGCAAACUGGGACCACCCUGCCCUUCCAGGAGGAGCAGGCUCUGGUGCAGAUCCUGAGCUCCAGCGCUCACUGGGUUAUACUGGGUUAUACUGGGUUAUACUGGGUUAUACUGGGUUAUACUGGUUUAUACUGGUUUGUGUCGGCGCGGGAGCGGCGGGAGCAGCGCGAGGAGCGCGCGCGGCUCAGCCGGAGCCUCAUCCCGCUGCUGCCACAGCUCCUGGAGAAGUUUUCGGCGGAGCCCGAGGCGGUGGCGGCGCUGCUGGAGCUGCUGGAGCACCUGGAGCUGGGAAUGUUCCGCACCGAGCGCCUGGACAAGUGCCUGGAGGCGGUUUUGGGGCGGAUCCAGGAGGUUUUUGGGAAGCAUUCCCGCCCUUUCCCGGCUCUCUCGGCCGCCUCGCGGGCGCUGCGGGCGCUGUGCCACCCCCGGCUGUCCCUGCACGGCCUCGGGGACAUCGCCCGGAGCCGCCUGGGGGACACCCUCGGGGACAGGUGCCACCGCCUGGUGACACACCUGCUCCAGGCCGUGUCCCCGGACGAGGAGGACAUUUGGGGACUGGCGGCCACCCUGACCCGGCUCUCGGUGCUCUUCAGUGACCAUGACCUGACCCCCUGGGGGCUUUUCGGGCCCCUUUCGGAGCUCCUGAGGCGCCGCCUCGGGAACGGGGACGGAGACAACAGCGUGCCAGCACAGGUGGUGAUCCCGGCCAUCUCCUGCCUCUUCUUCCACUUCUUCUGGGAACUCUCCCGAGUUCCCGACUCCGGAGCCUCCCCGGCGGAUUUGCGGGACCUGCGCUCCCGGGCUCUCCUGCUGCUCUCCCUGUGCCAGAGCUGCCUCUCGGAGCCGGAGCCGGAGCUGCGCGAGAAGGCCCUGCAGGUUCUGCUGGAAUUGCUGCUGCUCCUGGGCCCGGGGCUGCCCCACGCGCGGCUCCGGCUCAGGGCGGAGGCGGCGCUGGAGGCUCAGGUGGGGCUGGCGCUGCUCGACACCGUCUUCCUCACCCGGGACGGCAACGAAAAUCCAGACCCCCCGGAGUCGCUGCAGCGGCGCCGCGCUCUGUUGGCCGCGUUCUGCCGCCUCCUCCUGCGGGGGGCGCUGCCGCUGCGCGCCGCCACCGACCUCUUCAAACACUACGCUAAGUUUUCCGGGGAUUUCGGGGACAUCCUGCGGGAGACGCUGCGCGAGACGCGACAACGCGACGGCGCCGAGUGGGCGCGGACGCUGCUGCUCAGCCUGCAGCAGCUUUUCACGGAGCUGCUGCUGCAGGAGGGCCCCGCGCUGCGGCGGCUCCCGGAAUUCCAGGAAAUUCGGGAUCUGGGCCGGCGCCUCUCCCUCUUCUUCAGCCUCCGGCACCUGCGGCACCGGCGGCCGCUGCUGCAGCUCCACAGCGAGGGGAUCACGUUCUCGCUGCUGCCGCCGCCGCGUCUGGGCGCCGUUCCCGGAAUUCCGGCGGGAUUCCCGCUGAAUUUGCCCUUCCUGGAGGUGCUCAGCGAGUUCUCGGCGCGGCUGCAGCGCCCCGACCGCGCACACCUGCUGUCCCUGCUGGAGCGGCGCUGGCGCGAGCUGGGCCUGGGCCCCGAUUUUGGGGCGGAUUUGGGGGAUUUUGGGGCGGAUUUGGGGGAUUUUGGGGCUCCCCUGCUCUGCUACCGCCGCUCCCUCAGCGCCGCGCCGGGACCCGCCCGCGCCAGGAGAGCCCCGAGGAGCAACGAGAGGCAGCAGAGAGCCCCCAGCUCCAGCCCGUGGCCGCCCACCCCCACCCUGACCUCGACCGCGCUCCGGGGGGGCCCCCAAAAACGCCGCCCCUCCCCCACCCUGCCCAGCAGCGAAUCCAAAAGGAGUUGGGAGUCCCGGUGAGGGAAUUUGGGAAUUUUGGGGGAAAUU